Amborella trichopoda is the source of this 1427-nucleotide messenger RNA. Its product is annotated as alpha/beta-Hydrolases superfamily protein. The record is from RefSeq and is a predicted model, not a curated record. Lineage: Eukaryota; Viridiplantae; Streptophyta; Magnoliopsida; Amborellales; Amborellaceae.
CAACCACAGUGUCAGACCAUAAAUAAAUAAAUAAUAAAAAAAAGCAAGCCGUCUUUGCCUUCCGCUUCAUCCUCUCCACCCAAUGGCCUCCUAAAAUUGGUGGAGGCGGCAAAUCCAGUUUCAGCCAUAAUAAGCAAAGAGGGCGGGCGGCCUCUAGGUCAUGAGCGGCGGCGAGCAGAAGUACUAUUGGGGCGACACCCCAAAUGAAGAAGACUACUACCGAUUUCAAGGUGUCCGCUCCACCUCCUCUCUCUACACCUCACCUCGCUCCCUCUCUCUCUUCACCCGUUCAUGGCUUCCUCUCUCUUCCUCUACUCGAGCCAUCAUUCUCAUGCUCCAUGGCUAUGGCAACGACAUCUCGUGGACAUUUCAGGCCACUGCGAUCCACCUGGCUCGCAAUGGCUUCGCUUGCUUUGCACUCGACCUCGAGGGCCAUGGCCGCUCUCAAGGCCUCAAAGCCUAUGUUCCCAACCUCCCUUUGCUUGCGCAGGAUUGCCUCUCCUUCUUCAAAUCCACCAUGGCCUCUAACCCUGAUCUUGAAAAGCUGCCAUCGUUUCUUUUUGGAGAGUCCAUGGGUGGGGCGCUAUGCCUCCUGAUCCACUUUCUCGAACCCGAUCGCUUUAAUGGAGCUGUGCUUGUUGCCCCUAUGUGUAAAAUAUCAGACAAAGUUAGGCCCAAGUGGCCAAUUCCUCAAGCCCUAACCCUAAUUUCAUGGUUUUUUCCGACAUUGCCGGUGGUGCCUACAGCGGAUUUGUUGGAUAAAUCAGUGAAGGUUCUGGAGAAGAGGGUGGUGGCAAGGAGGAAUCCAACGAGAUAUGCAGGGAGACCGAGACUUGGGACUGUUGUGGAGCUUUUAAGGUUCACUGAUUGGUUGAGUGAGAGGCUAUCAGAGGUGAAGUUACCAUUUCUUGUGGUGCAUGGAAGUGCAGAUGAGGUUACCGACCCGGAAGUGAGCAGGUCGCUGUAUGAGGCGGCGAGGAGCGAGGAUAAGAGUAUAAGGGUAUAUGAGGGAAUGAUGCACUCGCUUUUGUUUGGGGAGACUGAUGAGAAUGUGGAAUUGGUGAGGGGGGAUAUUUUGGCUUGGCUCAAGGAGAGGUGCAGAGAGGAAGGGGAGAAUGAGAGAGAAAUGAUCAGUUGGAUCUCAUUGUAAAAUGUAAUGAAAUUCAUGGUAUGUAUGUACACUUGAUUUAUAUGUACCUGCUUUAUAUGUACCAGUCAACAGUUAUUCAUUUAGAAAGACUGAGGACGUGAACACGAGUCUUCACGAUGAGAAAGUCUGAUCACUAAUAGUGACUGAACUCUUUCUUCAAAACUGUUGGACUGCAAUAAAAUACCAUUUUAAAUCAAAGAUAAGAGAUCUUUUGGUAACUGGGUUUGUCUGGGUUACUACUUACUAUGUAAAAUUCUUGUGGAUCAUUGAACAUGAA